AUUUGCCGAAGGGAGGGCGGGGGAAGGCCUUGUAGCCAUCCCGGAAGGGAGAGUAACAGUGGUCGAGUCUUUGAUGCUGUUCAGCCCAACUAAAAAGCUUAAACUUCAGGAGAACACAGAAUCCAGCAAAUAUCUAUUUGAGGAUCAACCAUCCAUCAAUUCUUGAAUGAGCCAAAGAAGCCUUUGGAGAAAGCGCCUGACAGUCAGAAUAAAACUGCAGAUAAUGUAAAGCAGGAUGUCGACCACAAAAACCAAGACCAUAACAACAUUCGCCCAUGGCUCAUCCCAGUUGUUAUUGCUGUUGCCAUCAUAAUUUUGUUUAUGUUGCUCGGUGUUGGUUGGUUAGUGUACAAAAAGCUGAAGAAGGGGUUUCCAAGCCAGACCAAUAAUGAUAUUGAGAUGAACAAUAUGGGAACAGACAGCACUAAGGACCAUACUGAUGACCUGCCUCCUGAUGCUGAGACUCUGGGUCAACCUCAGAUUAAUGGACAGGUGCUCUCUGACAGCGACCAAGGAGAAGAAGGCGUACUAGGAGUGGAGGACGGAAAGCCGUCAGACAAUGACAGAGCAGACACUGAAUCCUGUCAGAAGACACAUGCUGAUUCCCCUCCACUGAAUGUACCCAAGGUUGUCAGGGUUAACGGCCAGACUGAUGACGCACAGCUUCUGGGUCAACCUCAGAGCAAUGGAUGCGUGCCAUAUAGAAGGGAAUCACACCUGACCGAUGGGGCUCCAGGUCAGGGUGCUGGUGAGACUUCACCCCUCCUCUGCAGAAGCCCAGUAGAGGAAGGUGUGCUAGAAGGGGAGGACAGGAAGCCCACAGACAGUGGGGGAACAUACCCUGAAUCCUGUCAGAAGACACACGCUGAACCCCCUGACAUCAGGGUUAACAACAAGACCAAGGAACUGACUCCUGAUGCACAGAGUCCAGGACCUCCUCAGAUGAAUGGACGACCUCCCAUGUCUAACAGAGUUGCAAAGGAGACCACUGGUCUAUUGGACAAACAGGCCUUGGACAAGGACCAAGUCAGCAAACCUGAGUUAAUAGACAAAGGACCUAAUGACAUGGAGUCAAGAAGAGGAGAACUGUAACAAGCGGUGGACGUUUGUAUAACAAAAGAGAACCUAAUAAGAUAUGAUAAGAUACAGUAAUAUAUGAUAUACAGUGCAUAUUAUAAGAUACACAUAUGUGACUAGCUUCAUCAUAAUCAGUCAUAUCAACCCCAAGACACAUUCUGAGCAGUGUGUUUUAAUGAACAGUGAUUUUCAGAAACCUCAACAGUUUAUUAAGUUAAUUUUCUAUGCGACAGCUGUAAUCUGGAUAGGUUAGGAAACAUGUUCUAGUGAAAUCAGUUGAAAUUCAAAAACAGCCCAAGACUUUUAGAUAACUAAAAUGACAAAAUUACUAUUAUCUAAAUUAUUAUUAUCUACAUUUUGUAUUACUAUUGAAAAUGACUGCGACUUAUGACUGAUUAUGAUACAGCAUGUCACAUAUUAGCUAUACAACAUUAUAAUGAUAUGAAAGUAUGGUAAGAUCAUACUUACACUAGUAUUGUAUACUAUACAUACAAGCUAAUAUAUAUCACAUUCACAUGAGAAGAUGGAUAAAACGUAAACCUCUUUACUAUAGACAUUUCCAAGGUCAUGAGGUCUCAAUGUCUUGUGGACAUGUCAAAUACAGCUAAACAUUGACCCAGCGUUAUUUACACAGUAUAUACAAAAGUAUGUGGACACCGCUUCAAAUUAGUGGAUUUGGCUAUUUCA
Coregonus clupeaformis (lake whitefish) is the source of this 1764-nucleotide messenger RNA. RefSeq lists its product as uncharacterized. The transcript is spliced from 13 exons. NCBI's taxonomy places the organism in Eukaryota, Metazoa, Chordata, Actinopteri, Salmoniformes, Salmonidae. The record is from RefSeq and is a predicted model, not a curated record. The coding region runs from base 322 to 1092 and encodes 256 amino acids.